AUGGCAGUACACAAGUCCAAUGAAUAUGUGGAUGACUCAGGAUCAGACUCUGAUGGAGAAGUCGAGUUCCAACCGCCAAAACAUUUCCAUAAAUCAAAGCCAGCAUCCAAUAUAAAAAUACAGAAUGAUAAAGAAAUCUGGUUGAUUAAGACACCAAAGGGGUUCCCAUUGAAGGACUUGAAGACUUUACCAGUCUCCUUCACCUCUAAGUCUAUUUCUACUGGACCAUCACGUUUCAAUUUGAAUCAGAAAAAUUUUCAGGUCAAUGAAGAGUUGUUAGGUACCGACACAGAAAGCUCGAAGUACGCCAUCCUUACGAACGAAAGCAAGAAGAAUUUCAAGAUAGUAGGUCAAGAUAUCAGUCGUUUCUAUAACAUACGUGAAGCUGUGGAUAUUCCAGCUAUUUCUAUGGACGAGGUUAUCAAGCCAAGAAAGAACAUCAAGAAAAUCAAGAACUUGAGAAUGAGACAUUUCCCUACCGGAUACGGAGCUGAAGAUUUUGACGAAGCCAAGCCUCAAGUUGGUGGUGAAGAUGCUGGUGAUAGCGAGAGCGAAGAUGACGGAAAGAUAGUCAAAAAGGCCAAGAUAGAAGAAAAAUCCAAGAGCGAUAAGAAGGAGAAGAAGGAAAAGAAAGAGAAGAAGGAAAAGAAAGAGAAGAAGGAGAAGAAGAGUAAGAAAGAAAAGAAAGAAAAGCAUCAUUAA
This is a messenger RNA of Debaryomyces fabryi, 702 nucleotides long. RefSeq names its product DNA-directed RNA polymerase I subunit (gene RPA34). Gene Ontology annotation, biological process: transcription by RNA polymerase I. The transcript has a single exon. Bases 1 to 702 code for a protein of 233 amino acids. The record is from RefSeq and is a predicted model, not a curated record. Lineage: Eukaryota; Fungi; Ascomycota; Pichiomycetes; Serinales; Debaryomycetaceae.